Molecule: messenger RNA, 1689 nt
Organism: Clavispora lusitaniae ATCC 42720
Lineage: Eukaryota; Fungi; Ascomycota; Pichiomycetes; Serinales; Metschnikowiaceae
Gene: PDC11
Product: indolepyruvate decarboxylase 1
Cellular component (GO): cytosol; nucleus
Molecular function (GO): thiamine pyrophosphate binding; pyruvate decarboxylase activity; magnesium ion binding
Source: RefSeq, a predicted model, not a curated record
AUGGCUGAAAUUACUUUAGGUAGAUAUCUUUUCGAAAGAUUGAACCAACUUUCCGUUCAAACCAUCUUCGGUUUGCCAGGUGACUUCAACUUGUCCCUUUUGGACAAGAUCUACGAAGUUGACGGCAUGAGAUGGGCUGGUAACGCUAACGAAUUGAACGCUGCCUACGCUGCUGACGGUUACUCCAGAGUUAAGGGAUUGGCCUGUCUUGUCACAACCUUCGGUGUUGGUGAGUUGUCUGCCUUGAACGGUGUCGGUGGUGCUUACGCCGAACACGUUGGUAUGUUGCACGUUGUUGGUGUCCCAUCCAUUUCUUCUCAGGCUAAGCAAUUGUUGUUGCACCACACUUUGGGUAACGGUGACUUCACUGUUUUCCACAGAAUGUCCAACAACAUUUCUCAGACCAGUGCUUUCCUCUCGGACAUUGACUCUGCUCCAAAGGAGAUUGACAGAUGUAUCAGAGAAGCAUAUGUCAACCAAAGACCUGUCUACGUUGGAUUGCCAGCUAACUUGGUUGACUUGAAUGUUCCAGCCUCUUUGUUGGACACCCCAAUUGACUUGUCCUUGAAGGCCAAUGACCCAGAUGCUCAAGCCGAGGUUAUUGAGACUGUUUUGGACUUAAUUGACCAAGCUCAAAACCCAGUCAUUUUGGUUGAUGCUUGUGCUUCCAGACACUCUUGUAAGCCAGAGGUUGCUUCUUUGAUUGACGCUACCCAAUACCCUGUCUUUACCACACCAAUGGGUAAGUCUUCUGUUAACGAAGCCCACCCAAGAUUCGGUGGUGUUUACGUCGGUUCUUUGUCCGAGCCAGAUGUUAAGGAGGCUGUUGAGUCGGCUGACUUGAUCUUGUCUGUUGGUGCUUUGUUGUCCGACUUCAACACUGGUUCUUUCUCUUACUCUUACAAGACCAAGAACAUUGUUGAGUUCCACUCUGACUACACCAAGAUCAGACAAGCCACAUUCCCAGGUGUCCAAAUGAAAGAGGCUUUGAACGCUUUGUUGAAGGACAUUGGUCCUCACGUCACUAAGUACACUCCAGCUCCAGUUCCACAAAGAAGAAUUGUUCCAGGUUUGCCUGACAACUCUCCAAUCUCCCAAGAAUGGUUGUGGGCUAGAGUUUCUGACUGGUUCAGAGAGGGCGACAUCAUUAUUACCGAAACUGGUACUUCCGCUUUCGGUAUUGUCCAAUCCAAGUUCCCAAGCAACUGUAUUGGUAUUUCUCAAGUCUUGUGGGGCUCUAUUGGUUUCACCGUUGGUGCCACUUUGGGUGCUGUCAUGGCUGCUCAAGAAGUUGACCCAAAGAAGAGAGUCAUCUUGUUCGUUGGUGAUGGUUCUUUGCAAUUGACCGUCCAAGAAAUUUCUACCAUGGUUAAGUGGGAGAACACUCCAUACUUGUUUGUCUUGAACAACGAUGGUUACACCAUUGAAAGAUUGAUUCACGGUGAGACUGCUUCUUACAACGACAUUCAGCCAUGGGACAACUUGGCCUUGUUGCCACUCUUCAAGGCUAAGGACUACGAAGCUGUUCGUGUUUCCACUGUUGGUGAAGUCAACUCUUUGUUCAACGAUGCCGCAUUCAACGAGAACUCCAGAAUCAGAAUGGUUGAAGUUAUGUUGCCAAAGAUGGACGCUCCUCAAAACUUGGUCAAGCAAGCAGAAUUCUCUGCACAAACCAACGCUGAGAACUAA